CUAACCACUGGAUCAUGCUGCCUCCUUCAUUGCCCUUUCUCAUUGGCUCUCCUGAUGACAAGUUAGGGGGAUGAAACACCGCUCUUUCUUCUGUCCUUCCCUGGAAGCAGCCGUGCUAAACUUUUUCCAUUCUAGGCUAUUUGCAAAGCAGUUUGCCCGAGUGAUUUAUUUAGGAUGUUUUGCUAGUGCACAUUUCUGGAGUCCCUUGCAUCAGUUUAUUUAGGGGACAAACACCUCCCCCCCGUGGGUUUUCUUAUCUUGUGACUGAAAUAAUCCGCCCACCCUUGCCUUUUCAGAAUAACACCAAGAACCUGUUUGUGUUCUCCAAGACAAUGUUCAAUGGCUCUUCAAUCGCUCUCCAGGUGCUGCCAAAGGCGUGCUCCCCGGGGCUGACCCUCAACCUGACCUGGUACCUGCGGAGCUCCCAUUGUCACAACGAAGUCUACAUAGAUGAGAAGAGAGCAGAGAUUUACCUGGCAAACUACAAGAUGGAGAUGGAGCCGAAGAGCUCUGGCCAGUACAUGCUGCACACCUACAAACCCUUCAACUGCAGCCACCCGAUCCCCCUGGAGGCGUUCAAGCUCCCUGCCCACAUGGAUCACCCCAAGGAAUUGCAGUCUCUGCAGCAGCCAGCGCAGGUGAAGCGGCGCGAGACUGUGGGAGUGCAGCCUGAGAAUGCCGCCAAAGAUGCCGCAGGGAAGCAGAAAUCGUCUGCUGUUGAAUUGGCCAGUGUGCCCAGCAAAAAGCCAGAGGCGGCCGGAAAGCCGAGCGAGACCCAGGGAGAGAAACAGGGCCCGGGAAAGACCGACGGAACCAAGAAAUUAAAAGCAGGGAGGCAGGAGAAGUCGGAGCUAUAUGCCUUAGCCAGGACCUGGGAGGAUGGGCCCUAUAUGUUCAUUCUGAAGAUCGAGGGGCAGAGCAAGGACCCAAAAGUGGCCCCGAACUGGGAGCUCACAAUUGACGUCCAGAUGAAGCACCCUGUCUACCAGUACAUCUCGGCCUCCGAGUGGCCGCUCAUGGCGUUCUACAUGGCCAUGUGCGUGGUGUAUGUGUUCUAUGGGGUGCUGUGGCUGGCGCUGCUGGCCUGCUACUGGCGGGCGGCGUCAUCCUGCUGGGCAUGCUGGAGAAGGCUGUUUUCUACGCUGAAUUCCAGAGCAUCCAGAGCCAGGGCGUGUCUGUGCAAGGGGCCGUGAUCUUUGCGGAAGUGCUGUGUGCGGUCAAGCGCAUGCUGGCUCGAGUGCUGGUGAUCAUCGCCAGCCUGGGAUACGGCAUUGUCAAGUGAGCACCUGGGGCGGCCCAGGG
Molecule: messenger RNA, 1302 nt
Organism: Pelodiscus sinensis (Chinese soft-shelled turtle)
Lineage: Eukaryota; Metazoa; Chordata; Testudines; Trionychidae
Source: RefSeq, a predicted model, not a curated record